Messenger RNA from Lolium rigidum, 3144 nucleotides. Its product is annotated as peroxisome biogenesis protein 1-like. Gene Ontology annotation, biological process: protein import into peroxisome matrix. The record is from RefSeq and is a predicted model, not a curated record. Bases 1 to 3144 code for a protein of 1047 amino acids. Gene Ontology annotation, cellular component: peroxisome; cytosol; peroxisomal membrane. Gene Ontology annotation, molecular function: ATP hydrolysis activity; ATP binding. The transcript is spliced from 17 exons. NCBI's taxonomy places the organism in Eukaryota, Viridiplantae, Streptophyta, Magnoliopsida, Poales, Poaceae.
AUGGAGGUGGUGGUGCGUACGGUUCCUGGAGUCCGGAGCUGCUUCGCCGCGCUCCCUCUCCCCGUCAUCCAAGCGCUCGAGCGUACCGCCGUCGGCGGCACCCUCCCCGCCGUCCUCGCCCUCGAGCUGCGCACCCCUGACCGGUCGCGAUGGCGCCUCGCGUGGGCAGGCGCCGUCUCCGCCUCCCCCAAUGCGGUCGAGGUUUCUCAGCAGUUUGCUGCGUGUAUUUUGUUACCUGACAAUACAAAAGCAUCGCUAAGUGCUGUUUCUGUGUUGCCAAAAGCCAAAUUUGUUUCCGUCGAGCCAGUAAGCGAGGAGGACUGGGAAGUACUGGAGCUUAACUCAGAGCUGGCAGAAGUGGCCAUUUUGAAACAGGUUGGUAUUAUUUAUGAUGGUAUGAAAUUCCCAUUAUGGCUGCAUGACCAUAACAUUGUGGAAUUUCUUGUUGUUUCAGCAUCACCUAGUAACUCGAUAGUUCAACUUGUUCCUGGAACUGAAGUUGCUGUUGCACCAAAGAAACGAAAAGAUGGCUCAGAUUUUAAUCAGUGUGCCCUUAAACAAGAUUCACUCAAAGAACAGCCCCAUAAAAAGGCACUGCUCCGUGUUCAGGAAGCGGGAGAGAAAUAUGUACAUCGAUUUGAAUAUAAUGGAAUUCAACUGGGUGUGUUUGUUACAUAUGUUGUUCAGAUACACCCAGAUACUGCUGCAAAAUUGUCUCUCGGUAAUCUCCAGUCGGUCAGUAUCACCCCAAAAUUCUCGCCAAAGGGCAGUACAGAAAAUGCAAAAGGAUCUGAUCAGCAGAUUAAGGGUUCAGUGUCUGGUAUAAAGAGGAAUAGGCAUAUCGUUGUCCAUAUCAUAUUAUCAAAUUCUGUUGCUAAAGGGCAUAUUAUGCUUCCUCAAUCCAUCCGCUGUUACAUUGGAACAGGUGUUCAUUCAUGGGUUUAUGUGCAGAGAUUCUCACCCAUUGUGAAUAAGAAUACACCGUCAGUAAACAUUUCCCCAGUCUACUUUAAGAUGCUGGAGAGAAAUUCUGAAAGUACCAGUGCAUUAGACUGUCAAGAACAGGAUAAUUAUCAAAGGCUAGGUGAGAUAUCUUCAGCCGAUCAUCCUCCCACGGAUGAUAAGAUCAGUAUACUGCAUGGGUUCAAUGACAUCGCUGCAACUGCGAAUGGGGAGGAAAGUUCUAAGUUGAAGCAGGAGAGGUCUUUCAUCAGGUCAUGGCUUAUUGGGCAGCUAAAGGGAAUCUCCUCCCAGAUUGCCCAACUUGAAAUAAAUACAGUGCUUCUGCCAUCUGAAACAUUGCUUCACUUUCAAGUGAUUGAUCAAACAAGAGGCAGACCUGUUGAUCUUAUCUACCUCUUGACGGUUACCUCUGAUUUUGGUGUCAAGCACAAGAAAAUGGAACCUGUCAUGGCAAUUGAAUAUGAUAUUGAUAACUUCGAACAGGUUGUUCAGCAGUUGGACUUUAAUAGAGCUAUAUCCCUUGAUUCAACAACGGAACAAGCAAACAAAUAUUUUGAAAAAAGGAUAAGUGUCCUUUUAUCUUCAACAUCUCUAAAGAAAAUCAGUAGAAUAAACUUCCCUUCCCCAGGAAAUGUUCUUAUCUAUGGCCCUCCAGGUUCUGGGAGAACAACCUUAUGCAAAGCUGUUGCAAGACACUUUGAAGAACAUAAAGAAAUUUUAGCUCAUGUGGUUUAUAUAGACUGCUCAAAGUUAGCUAUUGAGAAUAACAAGAAGCAACUUCAAGCAAUUGCAGAGUAUAUCUAUGAAGCUAUUGUCCACUCUCCCUCAAUCGUAUUAUUUGAUGAUCUGGAUAGUCUAAUUUCAUUCUCCCCAGACAACCGAAAAUCUCAGUCCUCUGAUUCUGGUGCUAUUGCAAAAUACUUGGUACACGUGAUAGAUGAGUACAGAGAUAAAAGCCAUGGCAUGUGUGGAUAUGGGCCUGUUGCAUUUGUGGCUUCAGUUAAGUCACUUAAGUGCCUUCCAGAUGAGUUGACUUCCUCAGGGAGAUUUGAUCUUCAUGUACAAGUUCCUGGUCUGUCUGUACCUGCGGGUAUAGAGAUACUGAGGCAGACAAUUGGCAAGCUUCACUUAGUAUGUUCUGCGGAAAUUGUCAGUGAUAUUGCGUCGAAAUGUGAUGGUUAUGAUGCAUAUGAUUUGGAAAUUAUGGUUGAUAAGGCUGUGCUGGCUGCUUCUGAUCGUUUGCUUGGGUCUUCUAGUGUAAAUCUGGUGGAGGAAGACUUCCUGAAAGCCAUGAUGGACUUUUCUCCUGUUGCAAUGCGUGAUAUUAGUAAAUUUUCUCCUGAAAGUAGCAGUGGAUGGGAAGAUGUUGGAGGACUUUCCGAAGUUGUAAAUGUUAUAAAAGAGACUAUUGAAUUGCCACUAAAAUAUCCGAAGUUUUUUACUGCGGCUCCUGUAAGGCUGCGAUCGAACAUCCUCUUGUAUGGCCCAACAGGCUGCGGAAAAACCCAUGUUGUGAGAGCUGUAGCUGCUGCAUAUUCUUUACGUUUCAUUCCAAUCAAGGGGCCUGAAUUGAUGAAUAUGUAUAUUGGUUCUACUGAGCAAUAUCGAGGAAAACAUGGUACACAAGUUACUGAUCGUGUUGUCAACCAGUUUUUGACGGAAUUAGAUGGUGUCGAAGCUCUGACAGGAGUAUUUGUAUUUGCUGCCACCAACAAGCCACGUGAAAUUGAUGCUGCACUAUUACGACCUGGAAGAUUUGAUCGGCUUGUGUUUUGUGACUUUCCCCAACGGAAUGAGCGUCUGGACAUUCUCAGGGUGCUCUCCAAGGAGCUUCCUCUGGCAAGCGAUGUCGAUCUGGAACCAAUCGCAUCAAUGACUGAAGGGUUCAGUGGCGCUGAUCUGAAAGCUAUACUCACAGACGCUGGACUGCAAGCUGCCAAGGAGGCCGUGCAACGCCAAUCUGGAGAAGCUUGUAGCAGUACUCAACAAGGGCCGCCUGGUAUCACUAGAGGAACUCUCAUGUCUGUUGCUUCAGAGGCCAGACCAUCAACCUCAGAGGAGGAUAGGAUGAGCCUGAGGCAGCUGUUCAACCAAUUCUCAACCUCAAGGAAGUCUUCAAUUUCCACCCAGAGAAGGGAAGCUAAUGGCCAGACCCAAAGGGUAGCUGUAGCUGAGUCAUGA